Candidozyma haemuli is the source of this 900-nucleotide messenger RNA. Its product is annotated as nicotinate-nucleotide diphosphorylase (carboxylating). Bases 1 to 900 code for a protein of 299 amino acids. Lineage: Eukaryota; Fungi; Ascomycota; Pichiomycetes; Serinales; Metschnikowiaceae. The record is from RefSeq and is a predicted model, not a curated record. Gene Ontology annotation, biological process: quinolinate catabolic process; NAD+ biosynthetic process. Gene Ontology annotation, molecular function: nicotinate-nucleotide diphosphorylase (carboxylating) activity. The transcript has a single exon. Gene Ontology annotation, cellular component: cytoplasm.
AUGGCUUCCAGAUACGCCAACCUCCUUCCAGUGAAUGGAAAAUGGAAACAGCAAGUUACCGAUUACUUAACCGAGGACGUUCCUUCUUUUGAUUAUGGUGCUUUUGUCGUUGGAGACAAACAGGAAACAGCUUCCUUGUAUAUGAAGGGCGAGGGCUUGAUCAGUGGUGUUCCAUUCGCUGCUGAAGUGUUCAAGCAAUGUGAGCUCGAGGUGGAAUGGCAUUAUAAGGAAGGCCAAUACGUGUCAGAAAACGAUUUGGCUAAACUGAACGGAAAGAUCGUUGUAGCUACUGUCAGUGGUCCUGCUAACAAGAUUCUCCUUGCAGAGAGAACAGCACUUAACUUGUUGGCUAGAUCUUCCGGCAUUGCUACCCAGUCUCACGUUACCAAGAAGCUUGCUGAUGAGUCUGGCUACAAUGGCCUUAUUGCAGGAACAAGAAAGACUACCCCAGGUCUCAGACAACUUGAAAAGUACUCUAUGCUAGUGGGAGGAGUGGAUGCUCAUAGAUACGAUCUUAGUUCUAUGGUCAUGCUUAAGGAUAACCACAUUGCUUCUACUGGAAGUAUUACUGAGGCUGUCAAGAGUGCAAGAUCGGUCUGUGGUUUUGCCGUGAAGGUCGAGGUUGAAGUUAGCACAGAGAACGAUGCAAAGGAGGCUAUCGAUGCUGGCGCCGAUGUCAUCAUGUUGGACAAUUUCAGCGGCCCAGACUUGCAAAAGGUUGCUCAGAGUUUGAAGAAGCAUUACGAGGGUUCAAACAAGAGCUUUUUGUUGGAAUGCUCUGGUGGCUUGACAUUGCAAAACUUGAGUACAUACUUGUGCAACGACAUUGACAUUUAUUCGACGUCGUCCAUCCACCAGGGAUGCAAGAUUGUGGACUUUUCCUUGAAAAUUAAUGCCUGA